AUGGCCUCGUUGGCUGCGGACCAACUGUCUUCUGCAAGAAGCAGCGGGGAAAAAAAGCGAGAGCGCGAACGUACGCGAAAGGAACGCUACGUUGGUCCGACCAGCUGCGGCCCGGUGACCUCGCGGGUGCACCGCGUACCAGUUCGUGACGUUCGCGACCCCCGCGGACGGGUGGUUAAUUUGGUAAUGAACGCCGAGAUAGCGUGUGCUCCGCAGAGAUGCAGAGACGGCGGGUUGCGCAAAAGGGUUCAGAGCGUCCUCCAAGAGGCCAUAAGGUAUGCAGCAUGUGUACGAUUUUUUUAG
Messenger RNA from Strongylus vulgaris, 303 nucleotides. The record is from the annotation of a GenBank genome assembly. Lineage: Eukaryota; Metazoa; Nematoda; Chromadorea; Rhabditida; Strongylidae.